This is a messenger RNA of Musa acuminata subsp. malaccensis (wild Malaysian banana), 1885 nucleotides long. The record is from RefSeq and is a predicted model, not a curated record. NCBI's taxonomy places the organism in Eukaryota, Viridiplantae, Streptophyta, Magnoliopsida, Zingiberales, Musaceae.
GCGAUUCCCCCUCGGCCUUCAACAUCUCCGCGCAACGCUGCGUCCUGACACCUGGCCGGCCUCCAUCGCGAGAUCGCCUGCGGAGUUUCCUUGCCUUCAAGUAUCAAGACAUAACAGGUCCGUCGUCCUCUCUCUCUCUCUCUCUCUCUUUCACUCUGUUUCUUGCGCAUCUGCACAAAUAUGUUGCGCGCACUCCCUAGGAAAAUUAUAAGAAUCUUGUGUGUAUUGUCAAUUUCGGCAAGGACGAUAUUUGAAGAUGCCAAUUUGUGUAAAAUAUUGUGGCAGGAAGUGUUAGUACUGUUGGUUUGUCUGUGUUUUGUGGGAAUUUUUGGGUUUUGGUUGUGAUUGUUGGAGACUUGUAUGGAGUCUGAUCUUGAUUAUUUUGUUGUUGGUGUGAUUGGUUUUUGAGGAAAGAUUGAAGUUGGUGAGGAGGGAUGAAUUCCAAGAGUUUGGGAGUAGGAAGAGAGGAUGGACAGGCGCAGCCACCACCGCCGCCGACGCUGCUGUCGCGGCAGGGUUCGAUUUACUCGCUGACGUUCGACGAGUUCCAGAGCACGCGCGGGGGGCUUGGCAAGGACUUCGGGUCGAUGAACAUGGACGAGUUCCUUAAGAACAUAUGGACCGCGGAGGAGAGCUACGCCAUGGUCGCCGCCCUCGGCGACGGCAGCGGUGGCUUUGGUGCCGGGGCCGGCCUCCAGCGGCAGGCCUCGCUCACCUUGCCCAGAACCCUUAGCCAGAAGACUGUCGACCAGGUCUGGCGGGGCCUCGUCGAACCCUCCUCCUCCGGCCAAGGGGUGGCCGCCAGCUGCGGCGGCACGGACUUCCCGCGGCAACCCACCCUCGGGGAGAUUACCCUUGAGGAGUUCUUGGUGCGGGCCGGAGUGGUGCGGGAGGAUAUGGCUCCGUCGCCGAGACCACCGACGCCGAUUGGCAAUAAAAGCAACAACACCAAUAUCUACUAUGGAGAUUUGCCGGUCGUGAACACUUCGGCUGGGCUGGAACUCAAGUUCAAUCAGGCACCGGGUCGAAGCAAUGGAAAUAUGGCAAACGUUCCAAUUGCUCACGGUUCAGCUGCUAAUUUGGGGGUGACAUCCACUGUUGCGAGACCUUUUGCGCCUCCAGUUCCCCUGGGAGAUAGCAUGGGCUUGGUGAGCCCGCAGGGCAUGAGAGGCGGAGAACUUGGCGGCUUUGGCCACGUCGGGAUGAACAACAGAUUGAUGACGGGGAUGGUUGGUCUGAGCACAGCUGGAGUCAUGGGAGCGUCAGGGUCGCCAAAAAACCAUCUGUCUUCAGAUGAAAUUGUUAAAGGCAACGGGGAUCUAUCUUCUUUAUCACCUGUUCCAUAUGUGUUUAAUGGUGGGCCGAGGGAAAGGAAGCGUAAUAGGAGUCUGGAUAAAGUUGUGGAAAGGAGGCAGAGGAGGAUGAUCAAGAACAGGGAGUCAGCUGCUAGAUCACGUGCCCGGAAGCAGGCUUAUACUGUGGAGUUGGAAGCUGAAGUGGCAAAACUCAAAGAGCUAAACCAAGAAUUGCAGAAAAAACAGGUGGAAAUGAUGGAGAUGAAGAAGAAUCAGGUCCUCCAGGUGAUCAAGCGGCAGCAUGGACAAAAGAAACAACGGUUGAGGAGGACACGAACGGGUCCAUGGUAAAGCGGGACUUGAUGACAAUAGCUGAAUCAAACAAUAAAAAUCCAUGGUGUGAAACUAUUUGAGAUCGACUAAAUGAAUCAUUUUUUUUCAUCAUUGAACUAUGUGUAUGUGUAAAAUGAUAGUUGUUGAACCAGAAUAUCUUGUAUUUUAGCUCAUAGAGCAGUUGUGUAUAUGAAUUGCACCUCUUGCUGUAGAAUCCAGAUCUUGUAUAAUUAAUUUCUCAUCCAUCUUAUUUUGCU